UAUGUACAUAACCCUUCCUUCACUUGAUCACUAUCUUUUCUUCUUCAUCUGCAUCUUCUCUCAUCUUCAGCUUUCCCUUCAUUCAUCCAGAUUCCAUCCCCAACUCACUCAACCACAACAACAACUCUCCACCCAACAAGCCGUUCGUUGGUGGUUUUUACAAGCUCAUGAGCCCACCGCACUCUGACUGAACUCUGCUGGCCAGCGAGCUAAGCAAGAACAAGAAGAAUAUUUAUCAGUCUUGUUGUAUGACAACCCAAAAAAAAAAGCCCAAAUCCACUUCGACUCCAUCGCUUACUCCACACACCUGAAUAUCCCGUCCCUCUCUCUCUCUCUCUCUCCUCGCCCCUCCUCUUCUUCGUUCCGUAAAAACCCCCUGCUCUUUCUUCUGCUUCUUCUUUCCUCCAGAACUUCCCAACCCACUCACAACUACAACCCCCGUUCAUCAUCUCUCGAUCAUCCUUUGUUACAAUCCUCUGAGUCUGACUACCUUUUUUUUACCGCUCCUCUGUUUUUUUUUUCCCUCUUCGAUCACUAUUCUCAAAUAAACAACAACAACAAAAAGAUCAGAGACCCUUCUUCUUGCGAUUCUGCGUCAAGUCCGAAAAAAACAAAACACACAGAAACGAUAAAUAAAUAAGAAAUAUCACAAUCCUAAACACUUAAAUACAUAACUGCUUCAUCGUUGUUACCAACCCAUCGCUUCCAAGUUUCCCUCCCCUCCCCCCUCACAACUCCGGGCUCUGUCGCUGUCUCUGCUCUUCUCCAGUAUCAUCACCGAGCACACGCCAUGUCAGGCCAUCCACUCCAUCACCACCAUCCUCCUUCGGGGCAAGGCUAUCCCUACUCGCCGCCCUCGGCUUCCACCCCUGCCCAUCCCCCAGCCCACUUGCAGUAUCAUCGCUCCUCCAUCUCGGCGUCCCUACCCCCGCCCCCUCAUACCAACGGCCAUUCCGGCUCUCCUCAUCUCUCCGGGCCUCCACCGCCAAACUCAUCCGUUCCCCGUCACGGUUCCGCUCAACUCCCCCCUCAAUCCGCCUCCGUCGCCCAACAUCAUCACUCCGCCUCCCAAGGCCAUCCAUCAUCGAUCCAUCAUCAAUCCAGUAAUAAUAAUAAUAAUAACAACAACAACAACAACAAUAACAACCUUCAAGCCAACUCACAUCCUCAUCACCCAUCCUCUGCCGGUCCACCCGGCUCCUACCACCAACCCCACUCCCAAUCCGCUCACCCCCACCAUCUCAAUCACCCAAGGGAGCAUCACCAACAUCAUCAACAACAGCAACACCUCAAAGAAUAUCAUCACCCUCACCCCCACUCACUCUCAUCCUCUCAGAGAGACCAGCGCUCCGAUUCAAUCAUCCACAGGGAGCGCGAUCACCAGCCAACGCGCUCCCAUUCUCACAUCCAUCCAUCUCCCUCUGACUCCUCCCCCUCUCUCACCCGCGAUCAGCAGCAGCAACAUCAGCAACAACAACAACAACAACUUUCGCGAGACCCUCAGCAGCACCCUCAGUCCGCACAAUCUGCUCAUCCAACUCUCCCACACCAUCCCCCACCAAACAUCCACCCGAACAAUAGCUCUGCUAAUCAUCAUCAGCACCAUCACCACCAACAGCAACAUCCUUCACCCGCACCAAUCUCGGGUCAUCAUUCACCCCAUUCAAUCACCAUGCUCUCCCAGCAGCCCAAUCAGUCUUCAUCCUCGGCCCAUGUGAUUCCUGGCGCGCAACCCCCUCCGGCUUUGCAUCAUCAUCACGCAGGCCCGACUGGUCCAAAUAACGCAACAGGAGCCGGGCAGCAUCUCCUGCCUGGCUCAUCCACACAACAACCAGCUCUGCCACCCGCAUUGCCCAGCAACCAUCCCGGGGGAGGUGCCACCAGUCGACAGCUUGCCCAACCACCACCUCAACCGGUCGGUGUCAAUGGUGGUCCCCCCGAAACUCAGGAUGCGACCGUGGCCGCGAUCUUGAGAGACGGAGACUUAAACCUUCAGAGUCAGGCCGGUGAUUGGCGUCCGCCCACUAACCCUUUGAUCGAAAACUUGAUCAAAGGAACUGAAUUGACUUGGAUCGCUGCCGGUUCAGCGUCCGAAUCUCUUGGUGAUUACGGUCGGGCCCUCGAAUGCUUUGAGAGGGCUUUAAAACAUAAUCCUCUCUCCGUACCCGCCCUCACCAAAGCUGCCGGUAUACACCGACAUAAAGAGAAUUUCAAAGCUGCCGCCAGCUAUUUCAGUAGGUUAUUAAAAAUUCAUGAGGGUAGCGGAGAGAUCUGGGGCGCGCUAGGUCAUUGUUACUUGAUGCUUGAUGAACUGCCCAGAGCGUAUACGUCAUAUCAACAAGCCUUACAUCAUUUCCCAACACCAAAAUCCGAACCCAAGCUGUGGUAUGGAAUCGGGAUCCUUUACGAUCGUUAUGGUAGUCUGGAACACGCGGAGGAAGCUUUCAGUAGCGUGAUCAUGAUGGAUCCCCAUUUUGAGAAAGCUAAUGAGAUCUAUUUCAGGCUAGGAAUCAUUUACAAGCAACAGCGCAAGGCUGAAUUGAGUUUGGAAUGUUUCCAAUGGAUCCUAGACAAGCCUCCAUCUCCACUGACGGAGAUCGACAUCUGGUUUCAAAUUGGACACGUCCAUGAACAGCAAGGCAAUUUCGAUCAAGCCAAGGAAGCUUAUGAACGCGUUCUAAGCGAAAACCAAACUCAUGCCAAAGUACUCCAGCAGUUGGGUGGAUUGUAUUGUCGUGAAGGCAGCAGCUUUUAUAAUCCACAAGAAGCUGCUCACAUUCUAACUCGUAGCUUGAGUGUUGAUCCCGGCGAUCCUUUCAGUUGGUACCUUCUAGCUCGAGUCUACAUGACUAUGCAAGAUUAUACUAGGGCCUAUGAAUCUUAUCAGCAAGCUGUUUACCGUGAUGGGAAGAACCCGGCGUUUUGGUGUUCGAUCGGCGUGCUCUACUAUGCGAUUUGCCAAUAUCAUGAUUCUCUUGACGCAUACUCUCGCGCAAUCCGCAUCAAUCCUUAUCUGUCAGAAGUUUGGUUCAACCUUGGUGCCUUGUACGAAUCAUGUAACGACCAAAUGCCCGACGCGGUUGAUGCCUAUCAACGUGCGAUCCAACUUGAUAGCAAUAACGCUCACAUCCAACGUCGGCUCGACGAAAUCAAAUUACAUCAGGAGACCGGUGCCCCACUAGGCCCACCACCACCGCCUCGGGACAUGAAUCACUCCUCGCCGAAUUGGCCGUUCCCCAAUACGUUGAAUGCCUCGGCUGAGGCAGGCUUUGGUCACUCGGCAUUGACUCAUGAAGAACCAACCAAGCCCGUCCCUGUGUUACCCCCAUCCCACUCCCCUGUCACAACAAGACCGAUCUCCCCCGCAGCUCCUCCAGGUCGUGUCAGCAUCCCUCGACCAGGCACUUCAAGUAGUGCAUCAGGUCUACGACCUCAAUCCGCCGGACCAUUCGCCCAUGGACCACCGCUCUCCUCGGCCAACCUACCACCCUCACAUCAUCCAGCCCACCCUGGUCAUGUCCAUCCAUCAGCUCAGCAACAUGCAGCCCCGCCCGCUUCUCUGAACCGGCGUCAAUCUGGCGGUCAUGGUCCAUUGGCACCCAUGGAAUUUGAGUCGUCUCCUCGACUGGGCACCCGAGGACCCCCUUCAGCGCAACACAAUCUGCCACACAUUCGCUCUGUCGUUGAUUCUCACUCACGUGGUCCAUCCCCUGCGCCACCUGCUCCUGAGCCCUUGCGUCGACCCAUGUCCAUUUCCGCCACGGGCUCGGCUCCUCGUGAAAUUCUCUCUCCUCGGACUUCACCCUCUAUCCGCUCCAAUAUUCCACCAGGCGAUCGCGCUCAGUAUUCAUCCGCCCCCAAUGGUAGACCUCCAUCCCAUCAUGUCCCCCCACCAGUUUAUUCGCGUUACCCCACAACGGCCAUGCCAGCAGAUGAAACACUCCCCCCUCAGAACCUUCACCCUGCUGCCGGAGGAGGGCCGAUGGGUCGAGAUCGUGAGCGAGAAAGGCCGAUGCGUGACUCGAUGCGCUUGAGACCACAUUCUCCCGAGUACCGAACCAGUACUGCUGAUCGCGAGAAUCGAGCACCUCCAGGAUCAGCUUCGUCUACCAUGUAUGUCCAUCGUGGGAGUGACUUUGCUGGAGCAGGCUACCCUCCUCCACCACAGACACACCACCAAUCGCCAUAUGAUCCUCGCCAUUCUUCCCCUGGUAUCCGCGCCGGUCCAGGUGGUCAUCGAUUCUCCCCCGAUCAGUCCGCCGUCCAUUCGCCUUCUUGGCCUGGAGCCGAUCCCCGGGCAGCAGGUGUUCCUCCUCCUCAUCCUCCUGGCCCUGCUCCGCUAUCUCCCGAAGAUCGGAGACCUGGAUCUCAGGCUGGUUAUCCACCGCAUUAUCCGCCUCCUAACAUGCCCCCAAAUCAAAUGGGAUCCACUCAGCAUGCUCCCUCCAGUCGUCGUUAUGAUCCUCGUUACGAUGAAACAACAAUCCCCCCGCACAGGCAGAGUGGUUCACAUGAACAGCAAGCCACAUCACCACGACCCAGAUCGGCGAUUCAACGUCCCUACAAUGACGAUGUUGAAAGACAGAAAGCCUUGGCGGCUGCCCGACAGGGUCAACCCUCUCCAACUCCCUCGUUCACAGCGUCUGAGUUUUCCGGCCCCCCCGGUGCUGGUGGAUCCAAUGCACCUCGUCGGACUGCUCGUACCAAACAGCUCAACAACAAAGAAGACGACUUCCCUCCAGCCAAUCAUGCUCGUAGGCGGAAACUUCCCAUCUCUCGAUCUAGUACCAGUGCUAACACCUCGAGCUCUGCCGUACUAACACCUCCCAACCCUGCUGUCCCGGCCCCUCAACCAGUGAUGCCCCUCGCGCCUGCAGUUCAGACUCCAGCGACUGGGGCUCGUGAAGGAAAUUCUUCUCAGCUUCCUACUCAGAAGAAAGAGAAGAAGAAGGUCGCUAAUACCAAAUUCCGCUCGACGAUGAAGACCAAAGUCAAUGAGAAUUCCAAGAGACCUUCCCCAUCGCCCGUCCCUCCUCCUAUAAAUCCUUCCGAUCUUCCUCUCAGUCGGACCGGCCAACCCGGUUCGCCCCAACCCGCCAACAAUCCUUCCCUACCGGAUCGAAAGGUGGACGAAGAGUUUGAAGAGUACGAUGAAGUGGCAGAUGCUCUACUUAGCUUUGCCGGCCAACCACCACGCAGAGUGCUUGCGUCUCAGCCUUCGCCGACGGUCCAAUCGCCCCAUUCUGCACCCGUUUCAGCUGGCAGUCGAACUGGUCAAGCAGCCAAGACGAAUAACAAUGCCCGUGUUCGGGCUAGUAAUGGUGUUUCCCCGGCCUCGGAUAAGAGCUCUGGUGGUGGAGGGGCAGGCGCAGCAGCUCUUGGAGGCUCUGGUGAAGCCGGGUCUCCGUCGAAUUCUCCCCACAGUGUCGCCCAACGCUCGACGAUUGAAUCGCCCAUCCGAGCUGACUCGUCGCCCGAAUCUUCUCUUGCUCAAUCCAGUCACUACCCCGCUGGGCCACGGAUCCUCCAAUCCGGGAUCCUCAGCGAUAGUCAAGCUGGAUCAGGAGUCAGCCAGCAUCCUAACUCGCUCUCCGCCUAUCCGAGCGCUUUCACUAAACGCUCUCGCGCUGAAUCUAGUCCUUCGGCCGGUGACACUAGCGCCCCUGAUCCCAAACGAUCACGCUCUUCUGUUGCUGGACACGGCGGUAGCGGCCAGCCAUCCCCUCGUUCACAAACCAACAGUGACGGUCGAUCGCCACUCAGCGGAGUCGGUGGGGGUGGGGGAAAGACUAGUAUCAUGUCUCUCACAGGAGGAAAAAAGGGAAUCAUGAAUGAUGAUAAUCCGGCCGAUCCUUCCCUUUUAGGCCCGCAUAAUUCUUCAUCUGCUAGAAGGACUAAGAAAUCAGCCCCCAUUCCUCCUCCUUUGUCUGUCUUUCCUGCAGAUGAUCUUCAUCAUAAAACUCAACUCUCACAUAAUCACGAGGGGAGUGCUGAUGGACAACGACCACGACGACGUGGUUCUCUCGAUGAACUUGAAGAUCAACGCCAAGAUGAAGAAGACCCUUCUUCUACCGUCAAACCUCCUCUUCCAAAUUCAUCUACUCCAACUGAAAAUCAAUCCAAGGAGAAGGAGAAUCGGCCUUCUUCCUCGUUAGCCGAUGAUGAUCUGCCUCUAUCAGUCCAACGAACCAAGAAAACUGAAGAAGAACAUCAACAUCACCAACAACAAGAGGAUGAGAAUGUAGGAGAAGAGAAGGGAGAAGAGAAUGGGGGUGGUGGUGGGUCGGAGGAUGAUGAGAAUGAAGACGGCGAAGUUCGCGAUGAGGAUGAGGAUGAUAAUGAUCAUUUGGAUGAUGAAAGAGCCUCUGGUUUGGAGCAUCUCGAUCAUCUCAAAACUCGUGAUACCGAUUCGGGCAUCACUACCACCACUAAUCCUAUCGCUACUACUGCUGGUGCUGUCGCUGGGAAAGAAGUCGUGGCUGGAAUUGGCGAUCAGAUGGAUGUCUCUUCUUAGAUUUUUUUUUCUUUUUUUCUUUGCUUUGUUUGUUUUUGUUGGUUUCCCUCUCUUUUUUUCUCAUAUUCUGUGAUUUUCUUUCUUUCCUUUUUUCAACUUACUCUCUUUUUUUUGGUCUUUUUAGUGUCUUUUUUGGUUUCUUCUUUUUUUUCCUUCUGAUCUUGGUAUUUCUCCUUUUUUUUCUUUUUUGGUUGUCAACUUAUACAUAUAUAUACAUAUAUCUAUCUAUCGAGAAAAAAAAAUGAAUCUUAUAUGAAUGAAUUAAGAAAUAAAUAAAACAAACAAACA
Molecule: messenger RNA, 6802 nt
Organism: Puccinia graminis f. sp. tritici CRL 75-36-700-3
Lineage: Eukaryota; Fungi; Basidiomycota; Pucciniomycetes; Pucciniales; Pucciniaceae
Exons: 7
Coding region: 791-6514 (1907 amino acids)
Biological process (GO): regulation of gene expression
Molecular function (GO): RNA polymerase II cis-regulatory region sequence-specific DNA binding; protein binding; chromatin DNA binding
Source: RefSeq, a predicted model, not a curated record